Molecule: messenger RNA, 796 nt
Organism: Aphanomyces astaci
Lineage: Eukaryota; Oomycota; Saprolegniomycetes; Saprolegniales; Verrucalvaceae
Product: 5-formyltetrahydrofolate cyclo-ligase
Exons: 4
Coding region: 8-673 (221 amino acids)
Biological process (GO): folic acid-containing compound biosynthetic process; tetrahydrofolate interconversion
Cellular component (GO): mitochondrion
Molecular function (GO): 5-formyltetrahydrofolate cyclo-ligase activity
Source: RefSeq, a predicted model, not a curated record
ACAAUCGAUGACAGCCCACACAAGAGCGACUGCGACGAUGGACGGAGUGAAGGCUCUAAAGCAGGUGAUUCGCAAGGACAUUGACCUCAAGCUACGACAGUACUCCGCCGACGAGGUCGCCUCUGCGAGCGCGCAGCUUACGUCACAUCUGGUGCAGCAUCCAGCGUUUGUCCAGGCCAAAUCCGUGUGCGCGUAUUUGCCCAUGCCGAACGAAGCGUCCACUGCCGCCAUCAUCCACGAGAUCUUUGCCCAGGGGAAGAAGCUGUACGUUCCAAAGGUAACCGGUCCCCGGUCGGAAGACAUGGUCAUGCUGCACGUCACCUCUCAACGCGACAUCGACACGUUUCCCAAGAGCAAAUGGAACAUCCCCGAGCCAUUGCUCGACCACCCUAACGGCCUUCCUCGGGAGAAUGCGCUCGACGUGACCGACCUCGACUUGAUCCUUGUUCCUGGGGUGGCCUUUGAUGCCCACUGCAAUCGGUUGGGCCAUGGCAAGGGAUACUACGACUGCUUCUUUGAACGAUACGCGUCCAAGUGUCGUGGAGCGCUGCCUCCCACACUCGGCAUUGCAUUACCCGAGCAAGUCAUCGAUCAAGUGCCGACGUCCGCGCACGACAAGGCGCUGGACGGACUGGUCACUCCUCGUGGCGUCCUCUCCCGCUUCACACCUUGACGAACGGCGUCGUCAUCCUUUCCACUUUUAUUUUUUGCUAGGCUUCAUAGGAUAAAUAAAUCAUCGGCAUAUUUGUUUUGCAUGCUUUCAACAUGCAACUGACAGGGGGCAUCACUACUGUAG